This is a messenger RNA of Cajanus cajan (pigeon pea), 1249 nucleotides long. The record is from RefSeq and is a predicted model, not a curated record. Lineage: Eukaryota; Viridiplantae; Streptophyta; Magnoliopsida; Fabales; Fabaceae.
UGGAAGGAUUUCAAAAGAGUAAUGUACGAUAAUUAUACCCCUGAAAAGUUUGAAAGAUUAUGGAAUGAGUUAGUAGAAAGACAUGAACUACAAGACAAUAAUUGGGUUCAGCAAACUUACCAAAAACGGUUUAUGUAGGCUACUGUUUAUUUACGUGACAAAUUUUUUGCGGGUAUAAGGACUACUUCUUUAUGUGAAGGUAUAAAUUCAUGCAUAAAGUCUUAUUUGAAGAGAAAAAAUACUAUAGUUGAGUUGUUGUACAAUUUUGAGCAUUCUUUAAGAGAUUAUAGGUAUAAUGAGUUGUUGUCUGAUUUCAAUUCUUUUUAUACAGAACCUGUUUUAUCCAUGUCUUCGCCCUUAAUUGAAAAAGAAGCCUAAAAAAUAUAUACCAGUGAUGUGUUUAAAUUGGUAAAGGUUGAGAUUGUUACUGCUGGAUCUUUGAAUGUUAUUGAUACAAAUGACAAUGGUGAUAAGGUUACUUUCACAGUUGACAAUUAUAAGCAUCGUCAAUCUUUACAGAAUGUUGUUUUUGACAAAGAUGAGUGCAAAUAUGAAUGUGGUUGUAUGAUGUUUGAAUCUUGUGGCAUUCCUUGUAGUCAUAUUAUAUGUGUUAUGCGAUAUCAACAUGUUCAUGUGUUUCCUCCAAGUUUAAUAUGCAAUCGAUGGUUGAAGGAUGCUAAAAAUUCAGUUUAUGUCUUAUGAGGCAGGGGAUAAUUCUAAUGAUAUGAUUAUUACUGCAUGGUUUGGGGUUUUAAGUGCAUGUUUUAAUAGACUUGGUCACUUGGCCUCAAAGAGUCGUGAAAGUUAUAAUUUCAUAAGGAAUGAAAUUUUGAAGCUUACUGAUAAGUUACAAAAAGAAGUUGGUUUGCAGCCCAAUGGAUAUAAUGCUAGUAAUGAUUAUUGUGACCCCCUUGUUGUUAAGACAAAAGGUGCCCCAUCAAAGAAAAAUGUUAAGAAAAAGAGUAGGAAAUGUUCUAAUUGUAAUUUAACUGGUCAUGUAGCUUCAACAUGUCCUGUCCUCCUUUCCAUGGAUUAUGACUUUAGUUCCAGUGAGGAUACUACAAAAUUGGAUCAUGCUGGUGAUGAAAGUGAAAAUUUUACAUCCUCUGAUGAUGAUACUAACAAAGAAGAUGGCAGUAAUGCUCCAGUGAAGAAUAAACGAAUGGAUGAUGAUUUAAGUAUUUCAAAAUUGAAAUAUAAGAAACAAAGGGUUUCAAAACCGAAUUUGAAGGAGGAGAACAUUCAAUAG